This is a messenger RNA of Lachancea nothofagi CBS 11611, 309 nucleotides long. The record is from the annotation of a GenBank genome assembly. Lineage: Eukaryota; Fungi; Ascomycota; Saccharomycetes; Saccharomycetales; Saccharomycetaceae.
AUGACUUGGCGGCAAUUCCUGAACGAGGCUCUGAAAAAGUCUCAUGGCUUGUUUGGAGAGGGUUGUGAGUAUUAUUUUUUGAAUCAGGACAUGCACCUAGCUUAUCUCAAAGUUUUUCUGAAGGAUGCAGCUUUGUUCUCAUCAGCUAUUGCUACUUUCAUAUCUUCCGAUGGGUUAGUGGGAAUGCCGAUGGUGGCGUUAAUACUCCAAAGUACCAAUGACGCCCGACAGCUCCAAAUAACAGAGGAUGACCUUCUUUGGCACGGAAGAGUUAUUGACGAUGAAACGGAAGAUGACUUGAAAUCUUAA